AUGAUGCCGCACAUCACAGAGAUCAAGAUGGCCAUGCGCAUGCCGAUGCCGCCCGCCGACAUCGGCGAGAGCGUCACCGCCGGCAACGGCUCUAGUGACCUUUCCAGGAUCUUCUCCAUGAGCUACUGGAAGGACACCAACUCCAGCAUCAUGUUCUUCACGCCUGGCCGCAAGAAGGCCAAGUUGUUCGGCGACAGCGAUGACGGCAUGGUCACCAGCUUCAGCAACAUUGACUCCCAGGAAAGAACAAGCAUCAACAAGAGGGUAAGGAGGCUGCAAAACCUCAUGACCAACAUGGACAAGGUCAUUGUGCGGUACAGAAACUUUACUCUGAAUUUGUCACUACAGGUUGACCAACGGGUGGACCGGUGCCGGCGUGAGGAUAGGGCCGGUGGAUGGAACAGAAGACAGUGGACGAUAUUGACAUUGGAGAACGGGCGCAUCUCCAUAGGUGGAAGUUUAUUUACCUGGACGAUGUUGGGGAUAUUCUGUGGCCCAAGUUCCCUACAGAAUAAUGCCCAGUCUAAUCUCAAUAGUGGGCAUGAUAGCCUCAAACUUCUCUUUUCAACAUUGAAGAAGCGGUUUACUCGGAUCAGUGGGCAUGCACUUAGAAAACGAAACUGCUAUGCAGACGAUGCACUACAUGCACGACAGCUGCACGAUGUCAAUCUAGCCAUCUGUUGCACUUAG
Molecule: messenger RNA, 690 nt
Organism: Triticum turgidum subsp. durum (durum wheat)
Lineage: Eukaryota; Viridiplantae; Streptophyta; Magnoliopsida; Poales; Poaceae
Source: the annotation of a GenBank genome assembly